GUUACGCAGAUUGUUUGCAUCGUCGUGCCGUGUCGCUCGCAUAUGCUCGCACGUUCGCUCCACCGUCGUACGCCGUCGAACGAUGUCAGUUGUUGGUUAGCCAGUGCCUGCCGUUUGUUACGAUUCCACACUAUACGGGUAGUUAGUGCGCUCGCCCACUGGCCCGCCGCCGUCAACUUGUGUUUAGCCAAAUCGCGUUCGCACGGCAGCUUAACGAAAUCUUCAAUAUUAAUUUGUGUGCUGCCAAAAAGUGUUAACUGUAAAAAUUUGGAAACGAAAUUCAUUUUCGGUGUGAUUUUUAGGCGUAACAACGUUAAUUUUGGCAAAAAGUAAAAACUCGACUCUGUAUCGAAGAAGAAACAGCAAAUCGUGCGUGUGCCAGUAAACUAAGAAAUUGCGUCGGCAAAAGUGCGUAGAAAAAAUUUCCAAGUUGUGCAAAGAAAAAAAAUAGCGCCGGUAGCUUUAACUGUUUUCAUGGAUUUAUGUACAAAUGUGUUUAUAUAUCGUUUGGAUUAAUUGGAAAGUGAACAGAAAAAAAGUAUAAAUUUAAAUAAACCCGAAAAAAUUAUUACUCUCGCAAAAUUAGUGUAAAGCAGAGCCGGUGAUUACCCGCUUUGUUGUGCUAAUCGUGUAAGCUGUGGCAUUAAUUGCAGUUCUAAUAAGAAACAAAAAGUAAUAAGCGUGUGAAACUAAUGCAGGCAAAAAAUUAAUCAUUCAAUAAUUGCUGCGGUUUAGCGUGUGCGCCUGCAUAGUUUAUAUAAAUAGUAUUAAAUUUUAAUUAUUUUCGCCAAAUCAUAACAUUAAAUGACAGUGCACAGUAAUGACAGUGGUGUGUGUUUAGUAAUGAACGCCGUUUCAACUCGACCGACUGCAUCGCCCACAGCCGCCACCGCACAACCCGUCGCGCCGAUCCAACAACACCCCACCAACCUUAGCACCAACGCAACGCACACCGUAGCCGCUGCCAACGCGCCGCAACCCACACUCACCGCUUCGGUUGCGUCCGCUGUUGCCGCUGCUGCCGCCGCCGCCGCUGCUGCUGCAGCAGCUGCAGCUGGCGCUGUGCCACCACCACCAAAUACCAGCAUUAGUAAUAAUAACAACAACAACAGUCAUAUUAACAGCAACGUCGUGCCUUUCACCAAGGGCAUCACGUCCACAGUAGCAACGCCGCUAACUAUCACAUCCGCCGCCGCCGCUGCUGCAGCUGCUGCUGCUGCCGCCGCACAUCAUCAUCAUAACAACAGCGCCAACGGUAAUCCGAUGGCCGUAACAUCGACAGUACCGCCGGGCGCGCGCUCCAUAUCGCCAUGUUCAACAGCUGCCACACCCUAUGGCAGCAGUAGUAUACCCGGUGGCGCUAGUCUUAGCGCAAGUGGACCAGGUAGUGGUGUAACGGUUUCGGUUAUAGGUCCACCGGGUAGUGGGCCGCCUGGCCUGCCGCCCGGUCUGGUUGGUGGUCCGCCGGGUGCGCCAGGUGCAGGUGGUGUACCACCGCCGCCGGGUACGCCGGGCUCAAAUCGUUGCUGUGAUACUGGACGCACAAUCUACACGGAUCCCGUUAGUGGUCAAACGCUGUGCUCAUGUCAAUAUGAUAUGCUCAGCUACCAGCGUUUGGCGGCCGCCGGCGGACUUGUCACGGGGCCGGGUGGUGUGCCGAUCGGCGUGUAUCCGGAGGGCAUGUCUGCGUAUCUAUCGGGCAUAGCAACUGAGCAGCCGCCCUUCUAUGCGAAUCCGGCUGGUUUGGAUUUGAAAGAGAAUUUGGUAGCUAGCGGUGCGCCAUGGCCCUAUCCAUCGGUGUACCAUCCCUACGAUGCAGCGUUCGGCUAUCCAUUUAAUAGCUAUGGUGUGGACUUGAAUGGAGCACGUCGCAAGAAUGCCACCCGCGAGACCACCUCAACAUUGAAAGCCUGGUUGAACGAACACAAAAAGAACCCUUACCCCACGAAGGGGGAGAAAAUCAUGUUGGCAAUUAUAACGAAAAUGACGUUGACGCAGGUGUCGACGUGGUUCGCGAAUGCGAGAAGAAGACUGAAAAAAGAGAAUAAAAUGACGUGGGAGCCGAGAAAUCGCGUUGAUGACGAUGAUGCAAAUAUCGAUGAUGACGAUCACAAGAGCACGGAUGAUAAUGAUUUGCUAGAUGCCAAAGACUCUGGUCUGGGCUCGAACGAUGACAAAGAUCGCUCGAAUCGCUUAGGCGACUUGAGUGAUCGUCCCGGUGAGAGCAACAAUAGCGAAUGGUCGGGUUCGCGUCCCGGCUCACCAAAUGGCUCACCUGACCUUUAUGAUCGCCCCAUGGGCAUGCCCGGCGGUGGUCAUCCACUGUUUCAUCCCGCCGCGUUACAUCAUCACUUCCGCCCACCAGCCGGUUCGCCACCCGACAUCGCCGCCUACCAUCACCAUCAACAACAAUUGUUGCAGCAACAUCAGCAGGCGCAACAGAACUCUUUGCAGGCGGCGAGUGGUGCCGGCAAUGUUGGCGGCGGCAGUACAAGCGCCAGUUUAGCAGCAAAACCACGCAUUUGGUCGCUGGCGGAUAUGGCUUCCAAGGAUGGCAAAGACUCAGCGGCGAAAGAUAGUCCACCGGGCGGCAUCGGUUUGCCCGGCAGCAGUCUCGGCGAAUUACCACCCACACACCCCGCACUCUACGGUCAUCCCGCGCAACAUGCCUCACCCGGCAAAAUAUUGUCACCCUUGGCGGCGCGUAUACCAAAUUAUUCACCCUAUGUGCGACCCGAUCUGUACCGUGGUUUCUACGGUCCUGCCGGUCUCACCGGACCCUCUCAGGAAUUUCUCGAGCAUCAGCGUAAUUUCAAUGCCAGCUUAGCGGCACACAAUGGGCUCAGCAUGAAUCCGCUGCUGUGGAAGGCAGCCGUCACCGGUGGCACGCCCUUCGCGCCACUCAGCCUCACCACCAGCGGCAGUCAUCACGCGCCACAACAUGUGCCACCACCAGCGGGCGCAUCACCAUCCGCCUCCAGCACAUCAUCAUCGAUUGGUUGCGAUGUUGUGCAGCCACCCACUUCGAUGAGUCUAUCACAAGCACAUCAUAUGGGUCCCAUAUCGGGCAAUUCCACAUCCUCAUCGAACUCCUCCAAUUCGGGUAAAUUAUCACCGGGCAAACCAUGACAGUUGAACGUGUCACCAAUGUCGCCGGCGGCAAAUGCUACAACAAACACAACAACAGCACCAGCAAUGUUGUCCGGAGUGAAUGCAACGCUGCCGCAGUCAACGACAGCUGCUACGUCGACUUCGAAUUUACUCGUCAGCGCUGCAACGCCUGCACUCACACACACACAUACUCAUACGCAUACGCACACCCUGACACAUGUGAUACCAGCAGCAGCAGCGGCCGCAGCAGCAGCUGCUUCGUCGCCAAUGUCCGCCUUUCGUUCGUUGAUCGCCUUUCGCGAACAGCAUAUGCAACAGCAAGCGCCAAAAGUGACGUUGCGGCCGUAAUUCGUGUAACAGCGUAUGAGCAUUGGCUGAGCGUGGUGAGUAGCAGCAUAUACAUAACUGUCUGUACAUGCACACACAAACACGCAUGCACGCAGUGUUUGUAGGUGGGCGCAUCGAAAUUGAGAAUUUGUACUAUCGGACAAUAAUUUACAUGUGAUUUGAUAAUUUUUAAUUGAGAGCAAGCGGUGAGUACAGCCCACUUGAAGACGUUUACACCAAAAAAGUAUUUGAUUAGCAGAGCAAAAAAAAAAAAACAAACUAAAUAUGCAAGUAUAUGAAAAUAUGUAUGUUAAGUUAACAGCAUUAGACAUUUUCGGCAUUUCAUUGGUCGAACGAACUCUGUUUUGUCUUCUUUUUCGCUGCUAUGUAAAUAACACUUGGUGGCAGAAAAUUAACAGCAAACAUAUACUAUAUACAUUUAAAGAAAAAGCAAACUAAAAUAGUACACCGGAGUAAUAAACAAAAUUCAAAGAAAUAAAACUUAUGCAACAGAGCUUAUAGAGAGUAACAGUUAGUAAAAGAAAUUGUAAAAAGCACGAUACACCGAACGAAAAAAUCAUGUAAAUCAGGCAGCACUUUAGUAACCGUGGGAAAAUGUGUUUAUACUUAAAUAAGCUAAACGCAUUUUUGCAGUGUAACGAAGAAAAAAACAAACAGAAAAAUUUAAGUAUUCGAGACAUAAACUACAAAUCAGUGAGCAAUUAUGCAAUAAAAAAUACGUUUUUAAUUUGAUUUUAUUAAUUUUUGAUUAAUUUUUGCAAGCUGACAGCACACAUAUCAAAGAGCAGUAAAGCAAUGUACAGCGCAGAAAGAAAAUAUAAAAAAACUUUAAAUAUUUUUAAGCAAAUAAUUUUUCAGUGUAUGCUUUAACAUACCUACACACACAUAUUUAGUCGUUUAGGUUGUUUUGUAUUGUUUUAAGCAUAAAACGUUUUUGUUCCUGUCGUUUGUAAAAUAAUUUAUUAAAUAAAAAAAUAAACAUAUAAACAUUAAAUAAAUUUAUAUGCAACUUUAAAGUUGAAAAAAAAAAAUCAGCACAAUUUUGAAAAAUAAAAUAAAAUUAUAGAUAUAAUGAAAGGUGGUCUGCAAACCUUCAAGUGUAGCGCACAUUUUUCAAAAGCAAGUGGAAAAUGAUAUUAACAUAAAUGUAUAUUUUUUGUAAAUUGUAAAUAAUCGCAUGUAUACAGAAUUUGUGUUUCGUUUAGCACUUACUUAAAUACAAUAAUGAUUACAUAAUUUAACAUACCGUGUAGCAGUACUAAAUAAGCAAUUAGUAAUUAGUUAACUAUGUAUGUAUAUGUGUUAAAAAAAACAGCAACAAAUAAAGAAAACAGCAAAGUAAAAAAACUGCAAAAAAAUAUGUGAAAAAGUGAAUAAUUAUAGUCAUAAUGCAAGUGGAUAAGUAAUGGAUUGUAAUUUAAUGUAAUUAAUAGACGUAUGUACACAACUACAUACAAACACACAUAUAUACAUAUACAAUUAUAUAUAUAUAAAAACGAAGCAGCGUGCAGUAUGUAUUAAAAAUAAUUACACUAAUGCAAUAAGUUAAAGAAAAUUAUAAAAUAGUAAUAAAUAAAUAUGUGAAAGCAAAUACCGUUGAGCAUUCAACGCAUUGUACCAUUGUAAUCGUAGUACUUAUAAUUUAAUUACAUCUUACAUUAGCAAUGCAAAGCUAAACGACGAAUGCGCAAAUGUGUGAAAAUAACAACAACAGCCCCAAAUGAGCGCAUUGAGUGCAACGGGUGAAAUAGCGGGCUUACGCGACAAAUUGUAUCAAAUUGUGAAAUCGCUUAAAUCGCAAACGGAAAAAAGAUGAAAAAACACAUAUAAUAUAUUUAUUGGCUGUAGGUUUGAUAAGCAGCAAUGCGCGCUAUUAUCAGUUGUAUGACAUGCGCUCAUUUGUUGAUUUGUGGAAAAUGGCAAAAGUUUUAGAAUGUUGUUUAAGCAGCGUUACGCAUAAAAAACACUCAUUAACACACAUAUAUGUAUAUGUAUUGUUAUAUUAAUACACAUACUUACAUGCACUUGGCCACAAAAUUCACAUUUGUACAACCAUACAUACAUUCGCACGCGCUCAUAGUGAGGCAUGUUUAUUAUGUAAUGACAGCGUAAUGGCAAUGGAAUGCAGUACUUAGUUGCAAUAUGAAAAUUUUAUCCCAAAAUAAAAAAGUAUAAAUGCAUAAAAAAAUAAAAAAAUAAAAUUAAAAAAUAAUAAAUAAAACAGAUAUGAAAAAUUUAAA
Messenger RNA from Bactrocera neohumeralis, 5699 nucleotides. It is a transcript of the gene mirr, whose product is annotated as homeobox protein araucan. The transcript is spliced from 5 exons. Gene Ontology annotation, cellular component: nucleus. Gene Ontology annotation, biological process: regulation of transcription by RNA polymerase II; neuron differentiation; cell development. Lineage: Eukaryota; Metazoa; Arthropoda; Insecta; Diptera; Tephritidae. Gene Ontology annotation, molecular function: DNA-binding transcription factor activity, RNA polymerase II-specific; RNA polymerase II cis-regulatory region sequence-specific DNA binding. The record is from RefSeq and is a predicted model, not a curated record. Bases 805 to 3129 code for a protein of 774 amino acids.